This is a messenger RNA of Rhizophagus irregularis DAOM 181602=DAOM 197198, 2668 nucleotides long. The record is from RefSeq and is a predicted model, not a curated record. Lineage: Eukaryota; Fungi; Glomeromycota; Glomeromycetes; Glomerales; Glomeraceae.
AAUUUUUUUAAAAAUACUAUUAUAUAAUCCAUUGUGCCUCAAGGUUCGGUUCGUGGCUUAAUAAGGCUUUGAAUUUCUUAUUAAUACUAUCGAUUAAUAUUUUUUAAAAAUUGAAUUUUUUAUCUUAACUCACUUUUAUCAUUCAAUUCAUGGAUAGUAGUAUAGCAGAAUUCGUUAGACGUCCUGAUUUAGGUCGUGUUGGUCAUUCUAUAAAAGUUCGAACAAAUUAUUUCGAAAUAACGGAUCUUCCUUUUCCAAAAAUUUAUCAUUAUGACAUUGUAAUUAUACCAGAAGUUUCUCCAACUUCGAAUAGAAGAAUUAUUCAAGAAGCAGAAAAUUCUUUUUCUGGUGUAAAAGCUGUAUUUGAUGGUCGUAGAAAUGUUUAUGCCGUCAGACCGUUUCCUUUUGGUGAUGCACAUAAUUUAGAAGUGACUAUGCCAGAGAAUGAUAUGAAUAAUGUGGGUAUAAUGCUUCCACGUGUUUAUAAAGUUAUAAUUAGGAAAGUCGCUGAAAUUGAUAUGAGAGAGAUCAACAGAUUUCUUAACGGAGAUUGUUCUAUAUCAUCAAAUAUUUUAACAGGCAUUAUGGCUCUUAAUGUAUUGAUUCAUCAUAAACCAUCAAAGGAGCAUAUAAAAGUAGGGAGAAUAUUUUAUACUAAUCAGGGUUCACAACUCCUUGAUGGAGGGAUGGAGGUUUGGCAAGGAUAUUUUCAAUCUAUUAGACCAAAACCUAGGAAAAUGAUGAUAAAUAUUGAUUUACAUGCUACUGCUUUUUAUGAAAGAGGCAGCUUAAUACAAUUAGUUGUAAGAAUACUCGGUAAGAGUACCGUUGAAGAUCUAUGGAGGAUUCAAGAAAGAGAUCGUACAAAGCUUGAAAAAUGUUUAAAGAAUCUAAAAAUUUUUGUCGUUCUUCGUUUUUCAAGACACCGAUUUAGAAUUUCUAAAUUAACUAAUACUUCAGCUUCUAGUACUACAUUUGAAGUUAAUGGUCAACAAAUCGAUAUUGCUACAUACUUUUUUAGUACGUAUGGUAGAAGACUACAAUAUCCGUUCCUUCCUUGCGUUGUUGUACGAAAUGAAACUUAUUUACCAAUAGAAAUAUGUAAUGUAGUUGAGGGGCAACGUUAUAUGCGCAAAUUAAAUGAAAGACAAAUGGCGGAUAUGAUUGAAUUUACUUGUCAACCACCUCAAAUACGUACUAAUACAAUUAACCAAGGUAUCGAAAUUCUUAAUUAUCGACAAAAUGAGUAUAUAUAUCAAUUUGGUUUUCAGAUAUCAAAUGAUAUGGUUAUAACUCAAGCAAGAGUAUUACCUACUCCAACAUUAUAUUACCAUCCUGCCUCUAAAGAGGAUACUUUCAUUCCAAAAGAUGGUUUAUGGAAUUUAAAGAAUAAAAAAGUUGCCACUGGUGCAACGCUUGGUUCAUGGGCAUGUGCUGUUUUUGGAAGUGAAAGAGAUUAUCCAAUAGGCACUAUACAAAAUUUUAUUAGAGAAUUGGUUAACACGUGUCAAGUUGCUGGAAUGAAUAUUCCAAAUAGAAAUCCACCUAUUCAACAUUGUAACCCUCAAGGCGGUAUUGAAAAUUCUUUAAAACAAGUUUGGGUUAGGGCUGGAAACUCGGCUAAAUCUAACCCUCAAUUAAUUUUAUGUAUUCUCCCUAAUACUGGUGCACCAUUGUAUGCCGAAAUUAAACGCGUUUGCGAUACAGUAAUUGGUGUUGCUACUCAGUGUAUCCAAGGAAAGCAUAUGUUUUCAGCAAAAAAGCAAUAUUGUGCUAAUGUUUGUCUUAAAAUAAAUGUUAAACUUGGUGGUAUGAAUUCAUUCAUUGAUCCAAGCCAAAUGCCCUUUAUUACACAACGUCCAACUAUCAUAAUGGGCGCAUCUGUUAUUCACCCUGCUCCUGGGGAACAGAAUACCGGUCGCUCAUCUAUUGCUGCUGUCACUGCCUCAGUAGAUGCAAAAGCAUUUCGAUAUUUUGCCGCAAUUCGUAUUCAACACGGCAAACAGGUAGUUAUUGAUGACCUAGCCGAAAUUAUUAAGGAAUUAUUAAAAGCAUUUUAUCAGACUUGUGGAAGAAAACCAGAACGUAUCUUAUUCUACCGAGAUGGUAUUUCUGAAAACCAAUUUUUAAUAGUGCGAGAGAAUGUAAUCAAGGCAAUAAAUGCCGCAUGCAAGUCACUUGACGAGAAGUAUAAACCAACGAUAACUUUUGUAGUUGUGCAAAAACGUCAUCACACUCGCUUUUUCCCAAUUGACACUAGAAGAGAUGGCGAUAGAACAGGAAACUGUCCUUCUGGUACAGUAGUUGAUACAACAGUAGUGCAUCCUUUUGAAUUUGAUUUUUAUCUUCUAAGUCACCCUAGUUUACAAGGGAUUUCACGUCCGGCUCAUUAUCACGUGUUAUAUGAUGAAAACGGGUUCAAUGCUGACUCACUUCAAACAUUAACAUAUAAUUUAUGCUAUAAUUUUGCUCGAUGCACUCGUGCAGUUUCUAUUGUUCCACCAGUGUAUUAUGCUCGUUUAGUUUGUCGUAGAGCAAGAUUUCAUGUAAGUGGUGAAAAUUGGAGCAAUCGAGAUACUUUAGAAGGUAUAGGAAGUGCAAGUUAUGCCGUUGUAAAGUCUGAAUUACUAAAUUUUAUGUAUUUUGCGUAAAGAUGACAAAGUAUUUU